Molecule: messenger RNA, 1633 nt
Organism: Physcomitrium patens
Lineage: Eukaryota; Viridiplantae; Streptophyta; Bryopsida; Funariales; Funariaceae
Product: short-chain dehydrogenase TIC 32, chloroplastic
Molecular function (GO): oxidoreductase activity
Source: RefSeq, a predicted model, not a curated record
AGGAGCGCCUACCGAGCGUGCUGCUUGCGUUCCAACUGUCGCAAGGGCGGUGGGCGGCAACUGGUCCCGAACCCCUUCCGACGUCGCCACGAUUAGUGCAGCACAAGAUUUGGUCGAUCACUCAUAUGGGUCCGCAUGCACAAACCCCACUUCGAUCGCCAAGGUGUCGAGAUCUGCUCCUCCCUUUCCUUUCCGCCGAAACGCCAGUUCCCUACGAACCGAAAUGCUUUUUCUCAGCCCUGUCUCACUUGUCAUUCACAUGUUAUUUUCAAGACCCCGUCGUCAUAUAACAAUCGAUCUGGUUGUCACACUCACCAUAACAAGUCUAUUCAAUUCUGCGUCGUAACGAAACGCUGCCAAUCUUCAACGACGGUUUCCUAAGCCAGUUUUGUAGCAGCUGCUGAAUUGGGAGGGGUGGCAGUAACGGAUAGUGGAGGAACGAUGGGGCAGUCUAUCGGCACGUUGUUUGGGGGGAACCUCAAUUCUCUGGGAGGGGGCACCAGUAUCACAGCUGACGAAGUCACCAAGAAUUUGAGCCUCAACGGUUUGACGGCCAUUGUAACUGGUGCCUCAUCUGGUUUGGGGAAGGAAUGUGCUAGGGUGUUAGCCAAGCGCGGUGCGUAUGUAAUUCUAGCCGCAAGGAGAGUGAGCGUCCUGGAGGAAGUCAAAGCUCUUAUCACUGCUGAGACCCCAAACGCCAAAGUGGAGAUUAUGCCACUAGAUUUGUGUGACAUGAAGUCCGUGCAUCAGUUUGCGGAAGAGUACAAGCGGAAGAAUCUGCCUCUUAACCUUCUUAUGAACAACGGAGGAAUUUUUGCGAAGCACUUCACACCUACGGCAGACGGCAUCGAGGUCAUGUGGAUGACUCACGUUGUUGGUCACUAUGCUCUCACAAUGUGUCUCAUGGACAAGCUUAAGGAGACAGCCGCGCAGAGUGGCGUGGAAAGCCGGAUUGUGUUCACGGGGUCUGAAGCUCACCGCGUUGCUUACGAAGGCGGAAUAAAUUUUGAUGCUCUGACAGAUCCAAGCAAGUACACAGCAUAUCAGGCGUAUGGCCAGUCAAAAAUUGGAGAUAUUCUUCUAGCGAAGAUGAUAGGAGAACAGUUGAAGGCUGAGGGCGUGAACGUAGUUGCUAACGCGGCUCACCCCGGAGCGGUGAAGACUUCAUUGGGCAAGAAUUUCUUCGAGAAGGGUACCACAGAGGUUGGCUAUGCAGUCUCGAAGCCAUUCAUCAAAUCUCCGGAACAGGGAGCGGCAAAUCUUAUUUAUGUAGCAGUAGCUCCAGAGCUGGAAGGAGUAUCAGGUAAGUUCUUCUCCGACAUGAAGGAAGUUAAUCCGAACAAAUAUGCGAGCAGUCCCGAGCUCGGUCAGAAAGUUAUGAAAUGGUGUGAAGAUUUUGUGGCUAAGAAAAUGAAUGCCUGAGCAACUGUGAGUAGAGGUCGCCAGUAUGGAUAAUUGGAUAAAUAUCCCUCAAGUCGUUUAAUGUUGAAAAGAUUUCUAGUUGGUACAAUGAACCAUCGAAUAUGGACGUGGUUAACUCCGGCAAAUAGUGAAAGCUUGUGAAGUGACUGGACGCUAUGUGAAUAAAAAAAACUCCAGUUUCCUGUCAUGACUGGACUUCUUAGCUGUAAAA